AUGCAGAGAGCUGUGAGUUUGGUGUCUCUGCUGGUAUUGGGGUCGGCCUGGAUCCUGCAAGCCGUCCCUGUGCUCCCGGAUACUGUUAUCCUCACACAGGAGAACUUUGAUCUGGGCCGGUUCAUGGGGAAGUGGUAUGAGGUGGCAGUGGUUUCUACAUGUCCUCACUACAUGCAGCGCAAGAGGGGAAACCCCGUCAUUGUCGCACUUGAGCUGCAACAUGUGGCCUCUGAGGGCAACUUCACAAUGACGGCUGCAAGUUUCAAGAAUGGCUCAUGUAAGAAGACAACCACAGAUUAUGAUUUGACCAACACUUCAGGACAAUUCUACCACCAUAUUGCAAGGUUCGAAGCAGACGUUGAUUCCUUUGUGGUUCGUUCCAACUAUGAUGAGUUCGCAAUGAUGCUCCUGCUCAGCAUAGAGAAGCCAUCAGGAAAUAAAACCACCACAAUGAAGCUUUAUAGUCGAAAUAUGAGUGUGAGGACUGCUGUGCUGGAUGACUUCAAGACGCUGGUCAGACAACAGGGAGUGAGUGACGACACUAUCAUCACGAAUCAGAAUGAAGGUGACUGUGUUUCAGGGGAUCAGGUGACAAAGCCCGUCACUCCGCAGCCUCAGAUUUCUGUUACCAAGAAGUGGAAAAGGGAUGCGAUGCCACCCGGGCUUACUGCACAAGAGGAAGACGCUGGUAAUGUUUGACCAGGUGACAGCCCUCGUGGAUUAACUGAAGAGGAGGAUCAUCACACAAACCAGACUAUCAUGUUGUCACAUUAUUAAUGCAGAGCGCAAAGAAAUGUUUUGUUAGUACUGACUUCCAUAUGGAUACAGCACAUAAUGUAUGCAUACCAUCUGUUACUAUGUCACUAUUGUAUUUUCAUAGACAUAAAAUGCUUAGUAGGUCAAAAAUAAAUGUGUAAUGUAG
Cottoperca gobio is the source of this 922-nucleotide messenger RNA. Its product is annotated as protein AMBP-like. NCBI's taxonomy places the organism in Eukaryota, Metazoa, Chordata, Actinopteri, Perciformes, Bovichtidae. Bases 1 to 699 code for a protein of 232 amino acids. The record is from RefSeq and is a predicted model, not a curated record. The transcript is spliced from 8 exons.